Saccostrea echinata is the source of this 4083-nucleotide messenger RNA. RefSeq names its product zinc finger protein ZFAT-like. NCBI's taxonomy places the organism in Eukaryota, Metazoa, Mollusca, Bivalvia, Ostreida, Ostreidae. The coding region runs from base 40 to 3873 and encodes 1277 amino acids. Gene Ontology annotation, molecular function: RNA polymerase II cis-regulatory region sequence-specific DNA binding; DNA-binding transcription factor activity, RNA polymerase II-specific. Gene Ontology annotation, biological process: regulation of DNA-templated transcription. The transcript has 15 exons. Gene Ontology annotation, cellular component: nucleus. The record is from RefSeq and is a predicted model, not a curated record.
UUUGAUGAAAUAUAAAAAAAACCAGUACCUUUAAUCACCAUGGAUACAUUUAUCUGUGGAUCAUGUCAGAUGACCUUCAAUGACAUAGAACAAUUUGUUAUCCACAAAAAAGAUUGCAAUGUUAAUCUUUUGCCCCCAACAAGUCAGCCAGAAACACAGAGUGGUCAACAAGUUGAGAAUGAAAAUGUUGGCCAUGUAGUAGUUUCAACAGCAGAUUCCAAUGCUGAGGACCAGGUGAUGGCAUUUCCCGAGGGAAGCCGCGUGGUCACCACAGAGGUGGUAGAUUCUGUGACUGGAGAACAGCAGACCGUCAUCAUUAUACAACCUGCCCCAGGAUCUGAGAUGCCAGGGUCACAAGGGGUCACUCUAGAUGGUCAGACUCCAGGUUCAGGAAAAAAGAGAGGUCGACCUAAAAAGGAAAAACAAACGGAUUCAAUUCCAGUAGCAAAGGUGCAGAAAGUGGAAAAACCUUCAGUUCCAGAAAUGGGUGCUGAUGGUAAACUUUACUGUAAAGCUUGUAAAAAGUCUUUCCACAAGGAGAGAUUUUUUAAGACACACAGAUGCAUGCCAACAACAGACUAUGUUGACAUCACAAAGAAGAGUGUUCUCACUGUGGAAUAUGGUGAGAAUGAGGAAGCAGUGUCAGCUUCAGAAGAUGAAGAAUUAGACAAUGAUGAAGACAAGGAUUUCAGAGUCAGUGACUACAAACUGAAGGAUGCAGAGGAAGAGGAAGACAAUGAAUUAGAGGAGGAUGGUGAUGAAGAAGAAAGAGGGGAAGGUAAACCAAAGAAAAAGCGAAGAUCUUACAAAGUCAGGAUGGAUGCUGAUGGUGAUGAGAACAAAGGGGCUCGUCCAACGGAUCAAAUUGGAGACGUUCCUAUAUUUAGAACGGAGGCUGAGAAGUCUCUUUUUGAGCAGAGCUUAAAUGUAGAUCUGAGUUUUGUGGACAAUCUUUUUCGACAGCAUAUGAUUGAGCAGGAUUUAAAUGAUAAAGCUCCCGUGGCAUCUCGUAUGACAACCAACACACUGAGUCUGUACUCUUGUAACAUGUGUGAUAAAAUCUUUAAGACUUUGUCUCACAUGAGAUUGCAUUGCUUGACUCACACUGAUUCUAAGCCAUUCAAGUGCCCAAAGUGUCCCUACAGAAGUAAUGGAAAAGGAAACCUCUACACACACAUGAGGAAACACACAGGGCAGUAUUUCCGAUGUAAGUUUUGUGACUUCAAGUCUGUGAACAAAAGCCAUGUUCUGGAACAUGAGGCUGUACAUAGCAAUGUAAGACACCAGUGUGAUCUCUGCAAGAAAGACUACAACACUUUAAAGUCCCUCAUUAAUCAUAUCAGAAAGUAUCAUAAAAACAGCCCUAAGGGUGAGGAGUACCUGUCCUCCUUUCUUCAGGGUGGUCGCCAAAGGGGUGCAACAGUUAUUCAUCAAUGCCAUGUGUGUAACAGAAAAUUCAAAAAGAAGAUAGACAGAGAUCGUCACCUGUAUGUACAUGAUAUCAAGGAUAUCCCAACUAUUCAGAUGUGUUCACUUUGUGAUUAUACAGCCAGUCGGAAAGUUUAUCUGGAAAAACAUUUUCAGAAGCACCGGGUCAUUUACAGAUGUGUGAAGUGUGAAGAGAAAUUCCUGAGUACCAUUCGUCUAAUUGACCACCUCACCAACACACAUUUACAAGAUGAUGCCACUACUAAGUGGGAAAGCAUGUUUGAAGAAUGUAUCAACAACAGCUUGUAUCUCCCUGAGCCUGAUGAGAUGCUGAGCUCAGCCGAGAAAGAGCUGGUCAGUCUCCCUGCUGAGCUAUCUCAGACCGAUCUGGAGGGCAAGGCCAAGGUGGAGGUGGAACAAGUACCAGGGGAGACAACUGGAACUAUUGAGGCAGUGCAGGGUGGGCAGGAUCUUCCAAUGUCUGAAACAGAGGGGCAGAAUGUAGAUGAAGUAAAACCUGAGGUAACACCAUCUGUGGAGGAAGGGAAUAUCAAAACCGAGGAAAAGGACGAUGAACAAAUUGAAGACAAUGACCUCCUAACUUCUGAUCCUCAGUCUUCCUCAAAAAAUGAAAACGCUUCAUCCCAAGCUGAGGAAGCUCACCUUCCUCUUGCAGAUCAGGAAAGUAGCACAGUUAAUGAAAAUGAGGACACUGUUUUGUCCUCUACUGAGGAAACUGGUGGAACAUCAAUUGAAGAGAAUGUCCUCGAGAUUCCAAAGGAGGAGAAAUUAGAUUCUGCAGACCUCAUCAAAACCUUAGGGUACCGUCCUCUAACCCUGCAGGUAUUUCACAAAAUGAGGGAGACAUUUGGGCACGAAGAAUGUGAAUACUGCGGAAAGUUGUAUUACAACAAAAUGGACUACGAUCAGCAUGUCAGAACACAUACAGGGGACAACCCAUAUCCAUGCUCUAUUUGUGGAUACCGUGCCUUAUCAAGGGAUAGUCUGCAGUCUCACAAGGCUACGGAGCAUGAAAAGUUGUCUUUCCCUUGUAAGGAGUGUGAGUUUACAGCCAACAGUCGGUCACAGUUGUGGAAUCACAGCCUCAAACAUUCUGGUUUUGGAGAAGACAUGGGCAUUGAGUGCCCUGAAUGUCAACAAAAACUGCCAAGUUGGACAUUGUUUAAAGACCAUGUUAGCGAGGCUCAUCCUGACAGCAAGAACAAAGAACUGAACAAGUUGCAUAUUUAUGCAGGCUUAGAGAGCUCCCCCAAACACAAGGUUCAGGGGAAAAUUGGCCGCCGAAGUUACAAGUGUCCAUACUGUGAUAAAAUGUUCUUCCGUGCAAACUCAGAACUGCAAAAACACAUCUGGAUUCACGAGGGAGUGAAGCCAUUUAAAUGUCCUUUGUGUCCCCAUGCCUGUAGGAGUAAGAACAACCUACAAGCUCACAUGUUAAGACAUUCCAAUGAGAAACCCUACACCUGCACAGACUGUAACAAAGCCUACAAAUCAAAAACAGCGCUACGGUGGCAUGUCAGGUCCCAUAAAUCAGGAAGACUCUUCAAGUGUAGCAAGUGUCCUUAUGAGGCAACUCAGGCAGCCCACUUGAGACGCCACAUGGAAAUUCACAAUGUCAUCAAGAAGUAUGCCUGCCAGCACUGUAGCUACACAGCAAAUACUCUGAGUUAUCUAAAGGUCCACCACACAAGGAGUCACAAAGGAGUGCCCUACAAAAAUGUAGAUGUUCCUGUGGUAGAAGAGACAGGACAUGAUUCUACUGGGGCAUCUCAGGUUUACAGAUGUUUAAGCUGUGACUACUUGUUUGGAAACUUGACAGAUCUAAAGAGACAUUUAAAGAUCAGACAUCAUCUGACACUCACAAAUUUUGCUGGAUUGGAUGGAGAUAAAUCAACUACCAUAACAAAUCUGACAGAACCAGUGACAUCAUUUCCAGAAGAGAGUUCCACUACUGGUAUGAUGACAGAGGUAGGCCAGGACAGUGCUGUACCAGAAAUCAAUGAGGUCCAUACUGUAGAUGCCUCAGCAACAGAGAUAGAUUCCUCAAAUUUGGAUGCGAAAACUGCCUCAGCUGUCAAUAUUUUACAACAGAUAUUUGGAAUGUCACAACAGAAUUCUGGUGGACCACAACAAUUCACCAUACAGUCUGAAUCAGGAGAGGUAAUGACUGUUAAUCCAGAAACUAUUAUAGUCCAAGAAGGUGGGGAACAAGUCUUAGUAACUGACGGGAACCAGCCAGAAAAUGGACACCAGCAAUACGUUAUCCAGUAUGUCAACCAGGAUCAAAUAGAGAACUCCAUGGUGGAGAUUCAGACCAUUCAAGAUGUUCAACAUUUCCAGACUAUUGAACAAGAAAUCAUUCAUUCCAUGGAAGCCCAACCUCUUGGGGACAAUGUUGUUGAGCAGCAAAUAGUGCAGAGCUGAUAUUAAUCAUUCCUUUUAAAUUCAUUUUAAAAAUUCCCUAUUAUGGAGGAUAUUAUAAUUAUUAUUUAUGACAACAAACAGAUCUAGACUUAAGUAUAAUCAUCAAUAUCAGUGGAUCUUUGGCUAUGAAAGAAAAUUCCUUGUAAAUUUUUUGACAACAGCCAAAAACCAUUGUGAUCUUUCUCUGAUGAUGAAUAAAAAAAUGUAAGG